Molecule: messenger RNA, 1329 nt
Organism: Gloeophyllum trabeum ATCC 11539
Lineage: Eukaryota; Fungi; Basidiomycota; Agaricomycetes; Gloeophyllales; Gloeophyllaceae
Exons: 8
Coding region: 1-1329 (442 amino acids)
Source: RefSeq, a predicted model, not a curated record
AUGAACGAGGACGAUCGCCGUUCUGACUCUGAAGAUACCGUUGUGGAGGACGCGUAUCCUGACGAGAAGUUCGGUCAAUACCACUACGACAACGGUUCCACUGACAGCAUUCACACUGAUGCUACGCACUUUACCGAUGACGGUCCUGGGGGAACUGAUACUCACUUCUCCAAGGCUGCAUUUCAGCGUAAUGAGGUUGUGACUGAGAUUACUGCCAUAAAGGAAGUCGCGAGGUCCGGACUUGCGGUGCUUGGAAUUUUCGGACCAGGAUGUCCUGCCUGUAUCAAGGCUCACCCUCGUUAUAUGGCUUUCUCCGGUUCGUCUCCCGGCCAAGCUGUGCAAUUCUAUCAAGUUUUCAUUAACAAAAGCAAGAGCGUAUACCAUGAACUAGCGCACAGCAAGCGACACAUGAUUCCGCAAUGGAGGAUAUACCAUGAUGGUCACGAGGUGUACUGGAAUUAUGAUUUGGGUAAGGUGGAGGCUGGACUCCAAAGCAUGCAUUCCCUUGGCCUUGAUAAGUCUCAAAUCAACAGUUACCUUGACACGGAUGCUCGGGAAACUGGCAUAGACGAAGGACAUGGCUGCGAGUUGUCACCAGUCAAACAUAGGCGGUGCUGGCUCGUCCGACUCGUCUUUGGCGAGGACAACUCUGAUGAUCAACCUCGCUGCAGCGCCGUUCUAGCGAGCAAUAAUCCCUCACAACUGGCAGAUGCUCGGCUGGGGGAUUCCCAUUUCCGCGUCAUCUUCUACGGCGACAGGCGAAGCCGUAAGGUCAUACAUAUCGCCCUGGAAUUUUCCCCCGAUACGAACAAAUCAUUGCGCUUCCGAUCCGCCACAUUCUUUGCGCGAUUUGAAUCACAAGGUGAAGGGCAGGAGGUGUUGAUCACGAAGGUCACACCGCAGAAGAGGAUUGGCGAUGAGGCGUCCGCGACUGUCAGGCAGGGGGUCUCAACCGAGUUCCAGGGGAAGGUCAGCAUUGCUCAUCCUGGUGGCCUGAGAGCCAAAUGGAGGAAGACUUUCCAUGUGGAAGCGGCAUUACAUGAUCACGAGACUGCCACGGGCAGCGGACAAGGAAGUAAAAUGGCCCAAUGGACAUUCCGGGAAAAUUCCUUGGACGGUGAGCGACGCGGCAUCGCGGAGAGGCAGGAGCUCUCCGUUCAUUUCGAGACCAUGCAAGAGAAAUUGGUCGUGAAGUUCUGGGGCCUGGCGACACUGUCUCACAAAGGACACGCGGCCCACAUUGUGCCAGUGGAUCACCACCACCUCAGACUCGGGUCAGAGUCUGAACCAUACGUCAGGACACUCGUACGACCCAAGGGAAUUUUGUAG